Molecule: messenger RNA, 942 nt
Organism: Daucus carota subsp. sativus
Lineage: Eukaryota; Viridiplantae; Streptophyta; Magnoliopsida; Apiales; Apiaceae
Product: WEB family protein At3g51220
Exons: 2
Coding region: 58-738 (226 amino acids)
Source: RefSeq, a predicted model, not a curated record
AUAUGCUUGCGAAAUUUCAAUCACCCUUCAGCAGUCAGGAGAUUUUCAAAUCGAAAGAUGCAAAGGGAAGAGGGUCUAGUUGUGAGAGGCAAUGUCGAGAUUGACAUGCGCCAGCCUUUCCGGUCAGUUAAGGAAGCUGUUUCCUUAUUCGGAGAAAGAGUUUUAGCUGGGGAGAUCUAUGGCAACAAACUCAAGGAGAUGCAAAUCAAAGCUACAACUCAUCAAGGCGGGGAUCACCAAUCCAAAGUACGCGAAGUAGCGGGUGAGCUACAAGAUUCAAAAGAAAGCCUCGAAAAAGCUAAAGAAGAAGACAAAUUGAUGACAUACCUUCUGAAAUCUCUGAAACAAGAACUUGAACAAACAAAGCAAGAGCUGGAACAAAUGAAGUGCUCAAGAGAAUUCCAUAAACAGCUGAACGAAGAUCCUGAAGACGAAGAGCUUAAGUUCAUAGAAACCAUUGCAUGCAGUACCCCUCAAGUUGAAUUCUCAAAAACAGAACAGGAAGGUCUGUCAUUACAGAGGAACCAUAAUAAUAGGUCAGUAAAGUGUCCAGGGACUCCUUUGCUAACCAAGUUAACUGCAGCUGAUCAAGGAGGCCUAGUAACAUCAUCUCCAGGGCCUAAUUGUCCCAAAAAGAAGCCGAAAAUGAAGCCUAUUGGUGCGCUAAUAAGUGCCAUGUUUUCAAAAAAGAAAGCUCAUCAACAAGUUCAAGUGCAGCCUCCCAAGGUCUUUAAGUGAGCAUGCAUGCAAUACAAGUUUGCUCUGUACAACAUUGAGCAAUGCGGAGAUGCCAUAUCAAAUUUCCUGCUGAAGAAAAAAAAUAAACAAAUCGUGCUCUCUAAGCUAGUUCUCUGUGUUUCUGAAAGAGCCCAUGAUUUCAUUGUGUAGAAAUUGUACAACUUUUUUUCUCGGAGAUAAUUGAUAUCCAUACCAUUUUUUUUG